AAAUGAUCUCAUCCUCAUGUGAGCCAGAAUAAAUAUUGUAGAAAACUCUGAUAAUAAUAUGCGUUGUCAUUUAUUCAAAACCCUUCGGGCAGUUCGUGUUUCUUUUUAAAUAAUCUGUUCAUUUUCAUAAUAAUGGUUAAGAUUGACAUUCUAGUUCAAGACGGAAAGCUGACCAGUAUCAUAACGAUUAUAAGAACCUCCCAUUCUAUUAUAAGAUAGGAACAACUAUCGCACAAAUGAUCGACCCAGGUUAUAUGGAUUCAAUGCCAAAUAUUCUGUACCAUGCAGGGAUUCGCAUCGUAAAUGAUGCUGAUAUCGUGUAUGAAUAUACUGAAGGUGGCAUUGAAGCAAAAACAAUGGGACAGGAAAUUAUUGAUAAAGGCUACCAUUUGCUGGAAAAUUACUCUUACACCGUUUCACAAGAAAUUGUUAACAAUUAUAUUGAAUGGAUGACUUCGCCCAAUGUCCAAGCGAAAUAUUCCAGAGAAACUUAUGACAAAGCUUUAAACAACUGUAUUCAUUUCCUGAAAGACUCAUGCCCAAUACUUCGCAUGCAAUUUCCCGAUUGUCUUCAGGAAUUUCUGGAUUGGUUAGGAAAACAUCCGAAGCUGGUAAGAUUUACGGGAGUCCGGAGUGGAGGAUCGGUUUCGUCCUCAUCGUCCGCUGCAGAAGCUAAAUAAUUAAUAAAAUUAGCAAAUAAUUAGCAAAUAAUUUUGGUGAGUACCAAUACAAAAUUUGACCUUUAAACAACAGUUGAUUGAUUUUUUUUUCACGAUAUCCUCAUAACUUUUCGUAAUUUUUAAUGAUCUAAUAAAUCAUUCGUAUUAAACUUGGCAUUUAAAUAAGAAUUUAAAUUUCUGUAAAAUUUA
Folsomia candida is the source of this 869-nucleotide messenger RNA. RefSeq lists its product as uncharacterized. The coding region runs from base 237 to 680 and encodes 147 amino acids. The transcript is spliced from 6 exons. NCBI's taxonomy places the organism in Eukaryota, Metazoa, Arthropoda, Collembola, Entomobryomorpha, Isotomidae. The record is from RefSeq and is a predicted model, not a curated record.